GAGGGGAAGAGGCGGCAGUAGCAGGUUUGUGAGAGCAGCAGAACAGAGGAGGAGGAAGAAGAAGGAAGGAGGAGGAAUCAGAGCGAGAGAAACCGUGUGGCUGCAGUCAAGAGGGACACACACACACACUGAGAGAGCGAGAGAGGAGGAGAGACAGAGAGAAGAGAAGGUUUCCUCCCCUCUUCACCUCACUGACCCAUGAAAGAAGCCAUGCCGGUCCUCACAGCAGGAGCGGGGCUUCAUGAAACGUUGGCCCUGCUGACCUCUCAGCUGCGGCCCGACGCCAAUCACAAAGAGGACAUGGUCUUCCUCAAAGACGUCUUCAGUGAGAGGAGCUUGGGAUACCUGAUGAAGAUCCAUGAGAAGCUGAGACAGUAUGAGAGACAGAGUCCAACCCCCGUCCUUCACAGUGCCUCUUCUCUGGCAGAGGAUGUGACAGAGGAGCUGCAGAGCGGACCAAUGAGCACAGAGGAGAAGGAGCUGCUGCACCUGCUGUCCUCACCACAUCUCAAGGCCGUGCUCUCGGUGCAUGACACGGUGGCGCAGAAGAACUUUGAUCCUGUGCUGCCACCGCUCCCCGAUGACUUUGAGGACGAGCUGGAUGAAGAGUCGGUGAAGAUUGUGAGGCUGGUGAAGAACAAAGAGCCUCUGGGAGCAACCAUCAGGCGGGACGAAGCCACUGGGGUGGUGGUCGUGGCUCGGAUCAUGAGAGGAGGAGCAGCCGACCGAAGUGGGUUGGUGCAUGUAGGAGAUGAACUCAGGGAGGUCAACGGAGUCUCUGUCAUCCAGAAGAGGCCCGAUGAGAUCAGUCAGCUGCUGUCCCAGUCCCAGGGCUCCAUCACUCUAAAGAUAAUCCCCGCCAUUAAAGAAGAGGACCGCCUGAAGGAGAGCAAGGUGUAUAUGAGAGCAUUGUUUGACUACAUCCCUUUGGAAGACAAAGCAACGCCUUGCCAAGAAGCAGGACUUCCCUUCAAACGGGGGGACAUCCUACAGGUGGUGACCCAGGACGACCACACGUGGUGGCAGGCCAAGCGUGUGGGAGACAGCAACCUGCGGGCUGGACUCAUCCCCUCCAAACUGUUCCAGGAGAGGCGACUGGCCUACAGGAUGAAAAUGGGCACACUCCCGAAUCCAAAAUCCCCUAAAAAGCCUGCCUAUGAGCAAGGAUGUGAUAAAGAGGACUGUGACUGUGAGGGCUAUUUCAAUGGACAGUACAUAGUCUCUCCUAAGUGUAAAGCAGUGGCGCCCUCCUGUGGCCAGGUGUUUUCCUGGGAAUUUUAUUCAGCUGGUUUACGGAGGAGUUUCCGGCUGAGUCGUAAGGACAGGCAAGAUUCCUCCGGAGAGGGCUCUGAUUUUGGGGACAGCGACUACACGACUUAUGAAGAGGUUUCCCGCUACCAGCAGAGGCCCAAUGAGAGGCCCCGUCUGGUGGUCCUGAUCGGAUCCCUUGGAGCACGAAUCAAUGAACUCAAACAGCGGGUGAUUGCUGAAAACCCACAUCGUUUUGCAGUGGCUGUACCACAUACCACCAGGCCCAAGAAGCCUCAUGAGAAGGAGGGUGUGGAGUACCACUUCGUCACCAAACAGCAGUUUGAUGCAGAUGCUUUAAACAACAAGUUCAUAGAGCAUGGGGAAUACAAGGAGAACCAGUAUGGCACCAGUAUAGAGGCUAUCCGCUCUGUGCAGGCCAAGAAUAAAAUGUGUGUGGUGGACGUUCAGCCUGAGGCCCUGAAGAGGCUGCGGACAGCAGAAUUCAAGCCCUAUGUAAUAUUUGUCAAACCUCGUGUUCCGGAGAGCAGACGUCGCCGCAGCGCUGCCACUUCACCAGGAGGGGGGGAGCGUGGCCGCGUAACAGACGAAGACCUCCAAGAGAUGCGUCAGUCUGCCAUUCAGAUUGAUCAGCAGUAUGGACAACUGGUGGACCGGGUCCUGAUCAAGGAGGACUCAGCCAGUGCCUGUGCAGAACUGAGAGGUAUCUUGGAGAGGCUGGAGCGAGAGUCCUUCUGGGUGCCUAUCAGCUGGGUGCGGACCUAAACCUAACUUCCAGAAGAACUUCACAACCACUUCAACCAAAUCCUGCACCAGUCCUCUCCUAAUGAGCCGAUACCCCUCCCCUAAAGACCUGCUCCCCUGCCUCGGGGGGCGUUGAACUCUGACUGAUGCAGGAUCAGCCACAAACUAAUGCACAAUAAGGAGACGAUGAGUCGGAGAAAUACCUCGUUGUCUGGGGUUCUGCAGCAGAAGAUAGCUCUCGUUGCCCAGAAAUCACAGUGUCACUGUCACUUCAAGUCAUAUUUAUUAUUUUUAAAUUAUUGAUCUACUUCAAAGACAAGGGAAAGAUGCAAGUUUGUAGUUUUAGAAGUGUUUUAAUUCCCCACGCUGUCACAGAGAGUGGCAAGUUUGGGGUCCCACUCAGAGGAUUGCUCAGUCAGUCAGCUUUAUUGUGACUCUUGUUGGAGUACCUUUAGUAGCAUGUUUUUUUAAGGUUUAUUCAACUCAAUUCAUCACAGAAUGCUUCCUCUUAAUUCUUACUGGUCCUCUACAGUAUUAUAUACAACGAAACAUUCAGAAAAACAGGAGAAAAUUAUAUAUGAAGUUAAGUUAAUGUAAUUUUAAACUACUGUGUUUUUUCACUGAAUAUAAUUUCCACACAUGGACGGAAACAAAAUAUUAUCAAAUGGAAUGUGAGAAUUUCAUUUUCUACAGAACAGUUUGUUUAUGGGACACGCAUGAAAACUGAUUCCUCAGUCUCAGAUGUAAAUAUUGUAAAUGUGACCUCCUCGUGUGCCAACGAAAGAUGGCGUAGCACUUCAAUGCAACCUGUUUACCUUUGAUCCCUGGGAACCCACAUCCGUUUGUGUGUAGAAUAAUACCGUGCACAAAGUGUGUGUGUGGAUGUCACAUUCACUUCCUGUUUUCAAAAACAAAAAAGGGAGGAUGACAUGAUAUCCAUGGAUUGCAAAUCCUUUGUCUUUAUCAGCAGAUACUUUAAUUAAAUCCUAAUUUAAUUCAAUUAUCAAGCAAACAUGCCAAACCUUAUGUGAUCACUGUUUCUCAAGAGACACAGUUUAAUAACUAAUGAAAACACAUGUGUUCAAAAGUACCCUGAGUAAGUUAGCUAAAUCAAAUGGUUUGUUUCAGAUUUAUUCUUUUUUGUACAAAAUGUUCAGUUUUUGUUACUAUCCCUUCGAUGUGGCUCAGCAAUGGACAAGAGGAAAGUUAACUGAAUUUCUUCUCUAGGUGAAUCAGACUGUUGAAGCCUUUUCUUUGUGUCAGCUGAACUUCAAAUGUUAUAAUUUCACAGAACAAGGAUCUUGUCCCUUUGCAAUUAUUUCUGAAAUGACUUUAGGUGAGGAUAUUUACAGUCCGCAGGGAGCGGAGAGACGAUUACGAAGAACAUUAGCUCCUUUCAAGUACAUAUCAGCAUGUGCGUAUCAUAUCAAAAUAGACUUGUAAGAAUGUAAGUCUACUUUAUUGGGUUUAUUGACACAAAACCGAUUAUCUAUGUGGCUUGACUAAAGUAUGGAAUAACGAUUCUAUACUGACAUUUCUAUUGUUUGUGUGGUUAAAAUGAAGCAGCUUCUAGAUGCUUUUUUUUUUUUUAAAGAUGCCAUGUUCUCUUGAUGUCUUCAUGUUCUGGACAAACCCAGAAUGUUGAGUUUAUAACAUGACCUGUACAAAGUGCCAUAAUUAAAGCUAGCUGAGUCAAAUAA
Gymnodraco acuticeps is the source of this 3713-nucleotide messenger RNA. It is a transcript of the gene mpp3a, whose product is annotated as membrane protein, palmitoylated 3a (MAGUK p55 subfamily member 3). The record is from RefSeq and is a predicted model, not a curated record. The transcript is spliced from 20 exons. Lineage: Eukaryota; Metazoa; Chordata; Actinopteri; Perciformes; Bathydraconidae. Gene Ontology annotation, molecular function: protein binding. Gene Ontology annotation, cellular component: plasma membrane; cell-cell junction. Bases 199 to 2034 code for a protein of 611 amino acids.